Messenger RNA from Pseudocercospora fijiensis CIRAD86, 905 nucleotides. RefSeq lists its product as uncharacterized. Gene Ontology annotation, cellular component: cytoplasm. Lineage: Eukaryota; Fungi; Ascomycota; Dothideomycetes; Mycosphaerellales; Mycosphaerellaceae. The record is from RefSeq and is a predicted model, not a curated record. Bases 32 to 694 code for a protein of 220 amino acids. Gene Ontology annotation, biological process: N-acetylglucosamine metabolic process. The transcript is spliced from 2 exons.
AUUCCCGUGCCGGAAACUGCCACAUUCAGCCAUGGGUGAAGCGGCUGCUCCCCACCAAGUCACUGCCGAUGAAAUUGAUUACAAAGAUCCUCCGUUUCCAUUGACCCCCAUUGAUCGCGAGGUUCUCGCCAGUAAGGAUGAGGACUAUCAUCGCAUUACGUGGGAGCACCUGAAGCGAAUAAUCGCGAACAACACGCUCGAAGACCUCAAACGCCUGCCAUCGGAUCUGCGGAAGUACCUCGCCUGGUCAUACAACAUCAAGAAGCAAUACGGCGGCAUCACGCCAUAUGUAAUUCAGAAAAGACUGCUGUGGAAGCCGCUGACCCUUUCUCCGCCAACUUUCGAGCAUGUCUCCGAAACACCUUUUCACGUGCGAUCUGACUAUGCUGUGCUCUUGAAUGAUUGGCCGUACGCAUUCACGCCUGGAAUAGCUCACAUCCUGGUCUGGAGCAAGACACCCAUAAAGACAGACGAUACACGCGGUGAUGUGACGCCGGAGAGCAGACACUUGAUAGAGCAAUUUGUGGCAGACUACUUUAUCAAAGAGCUCGGCGAGCAUGGAAGGGACAAUGUCUUGUGGUUCAAGAACUGGGUCAGCUUGCAAAGUGUGAGAGGUGUAGACCAUGUUCACGUUUUGGUCAAGGACGCUCCAGCAGAGCUGCUCGAGAAAUGGACAGAGAGGAAAGAUCUUUGAGUUCCAUUGGCAGAUGCCAGGCUGGCUACUAUCAACGGAUUGAGCACUCAUCCGCGCCGGUCGAAAUCAGAGACACAUUAUCAUCAUGCCGAUGGCGGGAUCGAUUGGCAGAAACGAUUGCACCCGGCUUGACGAGCUCCCUCGACCGCCAUCAUGCGAGCAACCGAGAAGGAGUCGAUAAUUUUCAGUCAAUGAUACUCGAUUGCACCAC